UAAACUGCGGGACAUUUGACCGAGCGGAAGUACUUCUUCUGUUGAUUCUCUGAAGGCGCUGUGUGCUGGUUUUCCUCGAGAGUCGCCUCACAUUAAUCGCAGUUUGCAAAAGAUGGGGCGCAGAAAGUCGAAGAGAAAACCCCCUCCCAAGAAAAAGAUGACCGGGAAUCUGGACACCCAGUUCACCUGCCCCUUCUGUAACCACGAGAAAUCAUGUGACGUCAAGAUGGAACGAAGUCGAAAUACAGGGAUAAUAUCCUGUACGGUGUGUCUAGAGGAAUUUCAGACACCUAUAACUUAUCUCUCGGAGCCGGUGGAUGUGUACAGUGAUUGGAUAGAUGCUUGUGAAGCAGCCAAUCAGUAGUUCUGCUGGGUCAAAUGUGACCGACGACCAAAUAACACUUACAGACUUUUGUUUGGUUUAAACUCCUGUACUGGUCCACUCUUCAGUCUUGUGUUGAAGCUGAAAGAAGGAUCUAAUAAAGCCAGAGAUGGAGGUUCAGGCAUCAUGAUUUAAAAUUCAGCCUUUUCCCUUUUGUUUAGUGUUACAGCAGUUUUUUCAUUAGUUUCUUAUCUUUUAGUUUGCCUCGUUUAUUUUACAAUUUAUGUUUUUAUAUGCAGUGUCAAUAAAACAUUUGCAUAUUC
This is a messenger RNA of Carassius auratus (goldfish), 645 nucleotides long. RefSeq names its product elongation factor 1 (gene elof1). Gene Ontology annotation, molecular function: RNA polymerase II complex binding. Bases 113 to 364 code for a protein of 83 amino acids. The record is from RefSeq and is a predicted model, not a curated record. Gene Ontology annotation, biological process: transcription elongation by RNA polymerase II. Lineage: Eukaryota; Metazoa; Chordata; Actinopteri; Cypriniformes; Cyprinidae. The transcript has 4 exons. Gene Ontology annotation, cellular component: transcription elongation factor complex.